This is a messenger RNA of Paramacrobiotus metropolitanus, 1096 nucleotides long. Its product is annotated as SAYSvFN domain-containing protein 1-like. The record is from RefSeq and is a predicted model, not a curated record. The transcript has 3 exons. Lineage: Eukaryota; Metazoa; Tardigrada; Eutardigrada; Parachela; Macrobiotidae. Bases 230 to 922 code for a protein of 230 amino acids.
UUUCAGGUUUUGUUUUUUUUUUCUAUUUUACUUUUACUAAUUUUAGCUGGUAUUUUUCCUGUUUUAGCUAGAACAUUUGGUUUCAGCACUUGCUGUUAGUACCAGAUACGCAUCUGAGUUUGAAUUUAUCGCUUUCUCCAGAAAUCCACAUUGUGAGAAACACAAAAUUGUGGUUCUCCUGUUUGCUUCGACGACUCUGCAUACUCUAUUUGUGGCAACCUUAGGUUUCAUGGAUCAGUCAAGCGGAUCAAGAAACACCCUUAAGGAAUUGGAGGAAUUUCGAAAACGAAAGUUGGCGGAAAGAGAAGCAGUCGCACGGACCAUGAUUAAAUCGGAUAGUGCCCCCCACCAGACUGAUACUCGUGGAUCGCGAACUGAGAACUACGCUCACCAUACAUAUGAUAGUGAAAGGCCGAGCUCUGAAACGAUUUCUCCUGGGUCUUCGGAUGGAGGAGCCCCGCCAUCGUCUGUCCGGAAAGAACAUUCCUCGGUUUUUGACAGGAUUUCUUCGUGGCUGUACAGUGUCAUAAUGCCCGAAAACCUGACUGCAGCACCAGUAGUACGUGAAAGAGAUGAUGUAGCGUCUCUCAGUGACAGUGACGACGAAGAAUCGGAUGCCCCGUCGUCAAGUCCAGUGGAAGCUGCUUCAUGGUCGACAAGAAUAAAAUUAUUUUGUCAGUCUUAUCGCUUCUGGUGGAUUUUGGCCUGGUUAUGUGGAUUUCUUUUGGCGGUGCGAUUCGGAUGGGGAGCCGUGUAUUUUGCCUUAUCGGUACUUGUGUUAAUUUGGAAAGGGUUGAGUGACUCGCGGAAACGGAAGCGGGGAACGUUGAGUGCAUACUCUGUUUUCAAUCGUAACUGUGAGCGUAUUGAGGGGACUAUCGACGCGGAGCAGCUACAAAGACAGAUGUUUUUACGAUUUUGAGAAUGUGUAUUUUGGUUAGCGUCUUACUGAGCAAAACUCUGCUGCAUAAUGUUGCGCUGUUAGUGGUGAUUUCGUUUUUAUUAUAGAGCUUGUAUGAUUACACUGUACGUCUGUCUGUGCAUUCACUGACUGUGAAGAGUUAACAAUAAUUAGUAAUAAUAUUAUGUAAUCAAA